Ostrea edulis (European flat oyster) is the source of this 759-nucleotide messenger RNA. RefSeq lists its product as uncharacterized. The record is from RefSeq and is a predicted model, not a curated record. Lineage: Eukaryota; Metazoa; Mollusca; Bivalvia; Ostreida; Ostreidae. The transcript has a single exon. Bases 1 to 759 code for a protein of 252 amino acids.
AUGAACACGAUAAGUUCACCUAUCUCGCCCAGAUUUAACUGGGAGGCUCCGGACCUCGUAGAAGAAUGGCCCACAUUUAUUCAACACGUGGGAUUUUUGAUAAAGGGCCCUCUGAGCUCGAUAAAUGAAGAAGAGCAUUGUAACUACUUGAUGAUUUGGAUUGGCGAUAAGAGGAGAGACAUACAUUCCACUUGGAACCUGUCGGAGGAUGACAGUAAGAAUUUCUCGGUGAUCAAGGAGAAAUUCGAGAACCACGUGAAACCGAAGUCGAAUCGAGUAUAUUCAAGAUACAAGUUUCUUAGUAGGACACAGAGAGAAGGUGAGAUUUUUGAAAAAUUCCUCACAGACCUUAGACUUCUUGUCAAAGAAUGUGGAUAUAAGGAUCCAGACGAUAUGAUACGUGAUGCUAUUGUGUUUGGAACCAAAUACCAUAAAGUACGUGAAAAAUGUAUAAAUGAGGGGUCAGAUUUGACACUGGAGAAAGCUAUUAACUUCGCUAGAACGUCUGAACUGUCUAAGCAACAAGUACAGUCCAUGGAGGACAAAUCUGUUCAUGGUAUCUCAGUGAAAGCGAACAGGGGACAGACACAAUACAGGAAACAGAUAUUUCAUGCCAAAAAUGAAAGUGAAAGUACAAAGCAGAAAGUGAAAGACUGCAGAAACUGUGGUAAGACUCAUGAUUACAAACAAUGCCAUGCUUAUGGUGAAACAUGUAGAAAAUAUGGAAAACUAAAUCACUUUGCUGUAAAGUGUCGAUGA